CUUAAAAUCACACCCUGGGUCUUCAGUGCUUAUCCUGCUUCCACACAAAGCAAACCAGAUCUCACAACAUGAAGCUGCUGUCGAUGGCACUGGCCCUGAUUGUGGCCCUGACUGGCCUUCUGGGCUGGACCAGCGCCAUGCCUGACCCUGACCCGGUGGCUGACCCUGACCCGGUGGCUGACCCGUCAAGAUUCUUCGGCGGGGGCGGUGGCUAUGGACACCACGGGGGAUCCUUCGGCAGGAGAUCCUUCGGCACGGGAUCCUUCGGCAGGGGAUCCUUCGGCAGGGGAUCCUUCGGCAGAGGGGGUCACGGCUUCAACAGGGGUUUCAGUUCCUUUGGCAGGGGCAGAGGUGGCUAUUGGUAAACUAUUUGUUACCUGCGAUUGUAUUGCACCAGAAGCAGAAAAGGAUCUGCUAUCAAGACUUAAUUAGACAUUGUAGUUCCGGUUCUUCCUGUUAUGAUCUGAAAUAAAUUUUGUCAUUUC
Molecule: messenger RNA, 485 nt
Organism: Penaeus vannamei (Pacific white shrimp)
Lineage: Eukaryota; Metazoa; Arthropoda; Malacostraca; Decapoda; Penaeidae
Product: neuropeptide-like protein 31
Source: RefSeq, a predicted model, not a curated record